GGGAAGGUUGAAGAACUGGCUUUCCAAACUCAAAAACAACGAGAAGAAAUGGUGGGUUUUAUGGAAAAGAACAAACAAAAGCAGAACGAACUGGAACUCAUGAAUGACAAGAUUGAAAGAGAGAAACAAGACAUCGAAGAAAGGCAGGAUGUGCUAACAAAGGAGAGAGAGGAGCUGGAACAAAUGAGGAGUGAGAUACAGCAACAGAGAGAGGAGACAGAAUCUCACAUGGAAGAUCAAAGGAAAGAGAAAGAACAUUUGGAACAAAUGACGACGGACAUGAAAAAACAGUUGCUAGAGGUGGACAAUGACAAGGAAAUGAUAGAAAGCUCAAUGGGUGAACUGAGAGUGAAAGAGGCAGAAAUGGUGAGAGAAAAAGACAACAUGGAUGACAAGAUGGCUCGGCUCAAAGAGGAAGAGGAUAGAAUGCGGGAAGAAAUAGGAAAGAAGAUGGACAUCUUAAAGCAGGAAAGUUGUGAAAUCAAAAGACUGAGAGAUGAAAUUGACAGUGAAAAGGACCAGCUGAAUGCAAAAUUGCUUGAGUUGGAAAAAAUGCGUGAAGAACUAGAUAGAGAGAAGAAGGAAGUGAAAGACAGGAAGGAUGAAACACUGAAAGAGAAAGAUCAGUUGGAAGAGAGGCGAUGUAAGAUAAGUAAGGAGAAAGAGGAAUUGGAUAUCAGUCUUGAACUGAUGAAAAGACAAAGGGAAGACUUGACGAGCUUGAAGGCUGAAGCAGAAGCACAGACCGAGCCUAUGGAAAUAGACUGGAAGGAAAAGCUCACGAGGGAAAGACAACAACUUGAAGAUGUAAAGGAGGAGAUACAGAAGGAAAAAGAAGCCUUUGAGAGAAAGAAGGGAUUGACCAUGAAAGAAAGAGAUGAGUUUGAUCUGAUGAAGUCUGAAACACAGGGACAAUUGGAGGAAAUAGAACAAAACAAACAAGACAUUCGUGUGGAGAAGGAAAAGCUGGAUCAGAUCAAAGCUGAGUUAGAAAGACGGUCUGAAGACGUAAAUCAGAUCAUGGACGAGACAAGACGGGAGAGGGGGAAGGUUGAAGAACUGGCUUUCCAAACUCAAAAACAACGAGAAGAAAUGGUGGGUUUUAUGGAAAAGAACAAACAAAAGCAGAACGAACUGGAACUCAUGAAUGACAAGAUUGAAAGAGAGAAACAAGACAUCGAAGAAAGAAAUGGUGAGAGAAAAGACAACAUGGAUGACAAGAUGGCUCGGCUCAAAGAGGAAGAGGAUAGAAUGCGGGAAGAAAUAGGAAAGAAGAUGGACAUCUUAAAGCAGGAAAGUUGUGAAAUCAAAAGACUGAGAGAUGAAAUUGACAGUGAAAAGGACCAGCUGAAUGCAAAAUUGCUUGAGUUGGAAAAAAUGCGUGAAGAACUAGAUAGAGAGAAGAAGGAAGUGAAAGACAGGAAGGAUGAAACACUGAAAGAGAAAGAUCAGUUGGAAGAGAGGCGAUGUAAGAUAAGUAAGGAGAAAGAGGAAUUGGAUAUCAGUCUUGAACUGAUGAAAAGACAAAGGGAAGACUUGACGAGCUUGAAGGCUGAAGCAGAAGCACAGACCGAGCCUAUGGAAAUAGAAUGGAAGGAAAAGCUCACGAGGGAAAGACAACAACUUGAAGAUGUAGAGGAGAUACAGAAGGAAAAAGAAACCUUUGAGAGAAAGAAGGGAUUGACCAUGAAAGAAAGAGAUGAGUUUGAUCUGAUGAAGUCUGAAACACAGGGACAAUUGGAGGAAAUAGAACAAAACAAACAAGACAUUCGUGUGGAGAAGGAAAAGCUGGAUCAGAUCAAAGCUGAGUUAGAAAGACGGUCUGAAGACGUAAAUCAGAUCAUGGACGAGACAAGACGGGAGAGGGGGAAGGUUGAAGAACUGGCUAUCCAAACUCAAAAACAACGAGAAGAAAUGGUGGGUUUUAUGGAAAAGAACAAACAAAAGCAGAACGAACUGGAACUCAUGAAUGACAAGAUUGAAAGAGAGAAACAAGACAUCGAAGAAAGGCAGGAUGUGCUAACAAAGGAGAGAGAGGAGCUGGAACAAAUGAGGAGUGAGAUACAGCAACAGAGAGAGGAGACAGAAUCUCACAUGGAAGAUCAAAGGAAAGAGAAAGAACAUUUGGAACAAAUGACGACGGACAUGAAAAAACAGUUGCUAGAGGUGGACAAUGACAAGGAAAUGAUAGAAAGCUCAAUGGGUGAACUGAGAGUGAAAGAGGCAGAAAUGAGAGAAACAAGACAUCGAAGAAAGGCAGGAUGUGCUAACAAAGGAGAGAGAGGAGCUGGAACAAAUGAGGGUGAGAUACAGCAACAGAGAGAGGAGACAGAAUCUCACAUGGAAGAUCAAAGGAAAGAGAAAGAACAUUUGGAACAAAUGACGACGGACAUGAAAAAACAGUUGCUAGAGGUGGACAAUGACAAGGAAAUGAUAGAAAGCUCAAUGGGUGAACUGAGAGUGAAAGAGGCAGAAAUGGUGAGAGAAAAAGACAACAUGGAUGACAAGAUGGCUCGGCUCAAAGAGGAAGAGGAUAGAAUGCGGGAAGAAAUAGGAAAGAAGAUGGACAUCUUAAAGCAGGAAAGUUGUGAAAUCAAAAGACUGAGAGAUGAAAUUGACAGUGAAAAGGACCAGCUGAAUGCAAAAUUGCUUGAGUUGGAAAAAAUGCGUGAAGAACUAGAUAGAGAGAAGAAGGAAGUGAAAGACAGGAAGGAUGAAACACUGAAAGAGAAAGAUCAGUUGGAAGAGAGGCGAUGUAAGAUAAGUAAGGAGAAAGAGGAAUUGGAUAUCAGUCUUGAACUGAUGAAAAGACAAAGGGAAGACUUGACGAGCUUGAAGGCUGAAGCAGAAGCACAGACCGAGCCUAUGGAAAUAGACUGGAAGGAAAAGCUCACGAGGGAAAGACAACAACUUGAAGAUGUAAAGGAGGAGAUACAGAAGGAAAAAGAAGCCUUUGAGAGAAAGAAGGGAUUGACCAUGAAAGAAAGAGAUGAGUUUGAUCUGAUGAAGUCUGAAACACAGGGACAAUUGGAGGAAAUAGAACAAAACAAACAAGACAUUCGUGUGGAGAAGGAAAAGCUGGAUCAGAUCAAAGCUGAGUUAGAAAGACGGUCUGAAGACGUAAAUCAGAUCAUGGACGAGACAAGACGGGAGAGGGGGAAGGUUGAAGAACUGGCUUUCCAAACUCAAAAACAACGAGAAGAAAUGGUGGGUUUUAUGGAAAAGAACAAACAAAAGCAGAACGAACUGGAACUCAUGAAUGACAAGAUUGAAAGAGAGAAACAAGACAUCGAAGAAAGGCAGGAUGUGCUAACAAAGGAGAGAGAGGAGCUGGAACAAAUGAGGAGUGAGAUACAGCAACAGAGAGAGGAGACAGAAUCUCACAUGGAAGAUCAAAGGAAAGAGAAAGAACAUUUGGAACAAAUGACGACGGACAUGAAAAAACAGUUGCUAGAGGUGGACAAUGACAAGGAAAUGAUAGAAAGCUCAAUGGGUGAACUGAGAGUGAAAGAGGCAGAAAUGGUGAGAGAAAAAGACAACAUGGAUGACAAGAUGGCUCGGCUCAAAGAGGAAGAGGAUAGAAUGCGGGAAGAAAUAGGAAAGAAGAUGGACAUCUUAAAGCAGGAAAGUUGUGAAAUCAAAAGACUGAGAGAUGAAAUUGACAGUGAAAAGGACCAGCUGAAUGCAAAAUUGCUUGAGUUGGAAAAAAUGCGUGAAGAACUAGAUAGAGAGAAGAAGGAAGUGAAAGACAGGAAGGAUGAAACACUGAAAGAGAAAGAUCAGUUGGAAGAGAGGCGAUGUAAGAUAAGUAAGGAGAAAGAGGAAUUGGAUAUCAGUCUUGAACUGAUGAAAAGACAAAGGGAAGACUUGACGAGCUUGAAGGCUGAAGCAGAAGCACAGACCGAGCCUAUGGAAAUAGACUGGAAGGAAAAGCUCACGAGGGAAAGACAACAACUUGAAGAUGUAAAGGAGGAGAUACAGAAGGAAAAAGAAGCCUUUGAGAGAAAGAAGGGAUUGACCAUGAAAGAAAGAGAUGAGUUUGAUCUGAUGAAGUCUGAAACACAGGGACAAUUGGAGGAAAUAGAACAAAACAAACAAGACAUUCGUGUGGAGAAGGAAAAGCUGGAUCAGAUCAAAGCUGAGUUAGAAAGACGGUCUGAAGACGUAAAUCAGAUCAUGGACGAGACAAGACGGGAGAGGGGGAAGGUUGAAGAACUGGCUUUCCAAACUCAAAAACAACGAGAAGAAAUGGUGGGUUUUAUGGAAAAGAACAAACAAAAGCAGAACGAACUGGAACUCAUGAAUGACAAGAUUGAAAGAGAGAAACAAGACAUCGAAGAAAGGCAGGAUGUGCUAACAAAGGAGAGAGAGGAGCUGGAACAAAUGAGGAGUGAGAUACAGCAACAGAGAGAGGAGACAGAAUCUCACAUGGAAGAUCAAAGGAAAGAGAAAGAACAUUUGGAACAAAUGACGACGGACAUGAAAAAACAGUUGCUAGAGGUGGACAAUGACAAGGAAAUGAUAGAAAGCUCAAUGGGUGAACUGAGAGUGAAAGAGGCAGAAAUGGUGAGAGAAAAAGACAACAUGGAUGACAAGAUGGCUCGGCUCAAAGAGGAAGAGGAUAGAAUGCGGGAAGAAAUAGGAAAGAAGAUGGACAUCUUAAAGCAGGAAAGUUGUGAAAUCAAAAGACUGAGAGAUGAAAUUGACAGUGAAAAGGACCAGCUGAAUGCAAAAUUGCUUGAGUUGGAAAAAAUGCGUGAAGAACUAGAUAGAGAGAAGAAGGAAGUGAAAGACAGGAAGGAUGAAACACUGAAAGAGAAAGAUCAGUUGGAAGAGAGGCGAUGUAAGAUAAGUAAGGAGAAAGAGGAAUUGGAUAUCAGUCUUGAACUGAUGAAAAGACAAAGGGAAGACUUGACGAGCUUGAAGGCUGAAGCAGAAGCACAGACCGAGCCUAUGGAAAUAGACUGGAAGGAAAAGCUCACGAGGGAAAGACAACAACUUGAAGAUGUAAAGGAGGAGAUACAGAAGGAAAAAGAAGCCUUUGAGAGAAAGAAGGGAUUGACCAUGAAAGAAAGAGAUGAGUUUGAUCUGAUGAAGUCUGAAACACAGGGACAAUUGGAGGAAAUAGAACAAAACAAACAAGACAUUCGUGUGGAGAAGGAAAAGCUGGAUCAGAUCAAAGCUGAGUUAGAAAGACGGUCUGAAGACGUAAAUCAGAUCAUGGACGAGACAAGACGGGAGAGGGGGAAGGUUGAAGAACUGGCUUUCCAAACUCAAAAACAACGAGAAGAAAUGGUGGGUUUUAUGGAAAAGAACAAACAAAAGCAGAACGAACUGGAACUCAUGAAUGACAAGAUUGAAAGAGAGAAACAAGACAUCGAAGAAAGGCAGGAUGUGCUAACAAAGGAGAGAGAGGAGCUGGAACAAAUGAGGAGUGAGAUACAGCAACAGAGAGAGGAGACAGAAUCUCACAUGGAAGAUCAAAGGAAAGAGAAAGAACAUUUGGAACAAAUGACGACGGACAUGAAAAAACAGUUGCUAGAGGUGGACAAUGACAAGGAAAUGAUAGAAAGCUCAAUGGGUGAACUGAGAGUGAAAGAGGCAGAAAUGGUGAGAGAAAAAGACAACAUGGAUGACAAGAUGGCUCGGCUCAAAGAGGAAGAGGAUAGAAUGCGGGAAGAAAUAGGAAAGAAGAUGGACAUCUUAAAGCAGGAAAGUUGUGAAAUCAAAAGACUGAGAGAUGAAAUUGACAGUGAAAAGGACCAGCUGAAUGCAAAAUUGCUUGAGUUGGAAAAAAUGCGUGAAGAACUAGAUAGAGAGAAGAAGGAAGUGAAAGACAGGAAGGAUGAAACACUGAAAGAGAAAGAUCAGUUGGAAGAGAGGCGAUGUAAGAUAAGUAAGGAGAAAGAGGAAUUGGAUAUCAGUCUUGAACUGAUGAAAAGACAAAGGGAAGACUUGACGAGCUUGAAGGCUGAAGCAGAAGCACAGACCGAGCCUAUGGAAAUAGACUGGAAGGAAAAGCUCACGAGGGAAAGACAACAACUUGAAGAUGUAAAGGAGGAGAUACAGAAGGAAAAAGAAGCCUUUGAGAGAAAGAAGGGAUUGACCAUGAAAGAAAGAGAUGAGUUUGAUCUGAUGAAGUCUGAAACACAGGGACAAUUGGAGGAAAUAGAACAAAACAAACAAGACAUUCGUGUGGAGAAGGAAAAGCUGGAUCAGAUCAAAGCUGAGUUAGAAAGACGGUCUGAAGACGUAAAUCAGAUCAUGGACGAGACA
Oncorhynchus gorbuscha (pink salmon) is the source of this 6276-nucleotide messenger RNA. RefSeq names its product trichohyalin-like. The record is from RefSeq and is a predicted model, not a curated record. The transcript is spliced from 5 exons. The annotation marks the transcript as partial. Lineage: Eukaryota; Metazoa; Chordata; Actinopteri; Salmoniformes; Salmonidae.